AUGAUCGCCGCGCAAGCCAAGCUGGUGUACCACCUGAAUAAGUACUACAACGAGAAGUGCCAAGCCCGGAAGGCGGCCAUCGCCAAGACCAUCCGCGAGGUCUGCAAAGUGGUGUCUGAUGUGCUCAAGGAAGUGGAGGUGCAGGAACCCCGCUUCAUCAGCUCGCUCAAUGAGAUGGACAACCGCUAUGAAGGCCUGGAGGUCGUGUCGCCCACUGAGUUCGAGGUGGUCCUCUACCUUAACCAGAUGGGGGUCUUCAACUUCGUGGACGACGGCUCUCUGCCAGGCUGCGCGGUUCUCAAGCUGAGCGACGGGCGCAAGCGGAGCAUGUCGCUGUGGGUGGAGUUCAUCACCGCCUCCGGCUACCUCUCGGCGCGCAAGAUCCGCUCGCGCUUCCAGACACUGGUGGCCCAGGCCGUGGACAAGUGCAGCUACCGGGACGUGGUGAAGAUGGUGGCCGACACCAGCGAAGUGAAACUGCGUAUCCGCGACCGCUACGUGGUGCAGAUCACGCCGGCGUUCAAGUGCACGGGUAUCUGGCCGCGCAGCGCGGCCCACUGGCCGCUGCCGCACAUCCCCUGGCCCGGCCCCAACCGGGUGGCUGAGGUCAAGGCCGAGGGUUUCAAUCUGUUGUCCAAGGAGUGCCACUCACUCGCCGGCAAGCAGAGCUCGGCCGAAAGCGACGCCUGGGUGCUGCAGUUCGCCGAGGCUGAGAACAGACUGCAGAUGGGCGGCUGCCGUAAAAAGUGCCUGUCCAUCCUCAAGACGCUGCGCGACCGUCACCUGGAGCUGCCGGGUCAGCCCCUCAACAACUACCACAUGAAGACACUGGUCUCCUACGAGUGUGAGAAGCACCCGCGCGAGUCGGACUGGGACGAGUCGUGCCUGGGAGACCGGCUCAACGGCAUCUUGUUGCAGCUCAUCUCGUGUCUGCAGUGUCGUCGCUGCCCUCACUACUUCCUCCCCAACCUCGACCUCUUUCAGGGCAAGCCUCACUCGGCGCUGGAGAACGCCGCCAAGCAGACGUGGCGCCUGGCGCGCGAGAUCCUCACCAACCCCAAGAGUUUGGAGAAACUUUAG
This is a messenger RNA of Chrysochloris asiatica (Cape golden mole), 1080 nucleotides long. It is a transcript of the gene MAB21L1, whose product is annotated as mab-21-like 1 (C. elegans). The transcript has a single exon. The record is from RefSeq and is a predicted model, not a curated record. The coding region runs from base 1 to 1080 and encodes 359 amino acids. NCBI's taxonomy places the organism in Eukaryota, Metazoa, Chordata, Mammalia, Afrosoricida, Chrysochloridae.